AUGUGCCAUCUGGACAAUCGAUCAGCCGCUUCGUCAAUUCGCCAACAUGCAGUUGUCGCGUCUUCUUGUCUUAGUCAUCGUCGCGCCGUGGACCUGCGCCUUCGCGCUGUGGCCGUUUACCACCGUGCCGGCGGUCGAGCCUGUGCCUGCUGUGCCUAAGUCGGUCGCCGGCUGCAAGGCCGUCUACAAGGGCGCGAAGAGCCGCGAGCGCAGCCAGUGCAUCAAGCGCGUCGAGCAUAAGAAGUGGAGACUACUCGAGCAGCAGGACAUCAACGCGUCGAUUUAUUGCGAUGACUUGUGCGAGUCCGGCCAAUACCAGAUAUACAACGGCCUGGAGAUGGGGCCCGAGGUCGCAGACGAAUGCAUGGAGAACUGCAAGCGAGAUGAGUUGGGGGAAGCCUAUGGUGAGCUCGAGAGGUACCGCGAGCAUCACAAGCGAACGAUUGGUUUGUAUUUCAAUCCGUUCAAGAUGUACAAGAACGCUGGUUCGGGGACCUUCGCUGGGGGCGCGAUCUGGUUCGGACUCCUCGCGGCUCUCUGUUAUUAUCUUCGGGAGUCGGUUGUUGGGCCGCCCCCCUGUUCUAACUUCAAGCACCAGGUUCGCAACAUACUGCAACUCGCGGUGAAUUUAUUCGCGCUAUUGGCGGGCUUCUGUGUUACUGCCUUCGGCGCGCGUUUGUGCAUGGUCUGAGGCGUCGCUGAGUACCCAAGGCCUGUCCGCGAACAAGAUCGUGGGCUGUCUGUGGUGCUCCUUCCAGUUCAAGU
Molecule: messenger RNA, 765 nt
Organism: Pelagomonas calceolata
Lineage: Eukaryota; Pelagophyceae; Pelagomonadales; Pelagomonadaceae
Source: the annotation of a GenBank genome assembly